UCAUUUGGUUACCGACCUUCUUAAACCCUACAAUUUUCAAUUGAACCCUCUUCUUCUCGCAUUUAUGCAGUGUAUGUUGAUGCUUCAAUUUGUUUCAUUGUUGUGGAGUGAUGAUUCUAAUUGCUUCAAAAUUGUACAGAGAAAACAAGUGUGUGUGAGUCAGCUUUAAAUUCAAGCUGGGCUCUCUCCAAGUAAGGACUUAAGAAAAUUCUGUGGAACGUGGAGGGUUCGGCUCUAUAGAGGCAGUGAAUGAACCUACAUAGGAAUACAACGUGGAUCUAUUAGUGCAAACUUUUAUCUUUCAUGGAGAGCAAAUCGGAUAAGAUGCUGAAUGAUAAUAAGGAGAGCACUCAUGUGGACAACGUAUUGGCUGACACCAAUUAUCCAAAGACAGGUGUGGACAAAGGUGUUUUGAAAAUUUUUACAAAAUCCUCAGAUGUUACAGAAACAAGGAUAGCAGCUGAUUGGAAAUGUGGCCAAAGUUAUCGAAAGGGUGCACGUGCGGGGGAAAUUGAUGCAGCUGGAGAUGUAAACAUGGAGGCAUCCAUAACACCUGAUGAUGUUAUAAGGGCUGGAGGAUUUGGUGCCAGGGAUGAUAUCAGUAGCUUUCUUCCUGUAGCAAGUGAUUCUACUGACUUUGAAGCUUCAAUCCGUGAUGCACGAGAUUAUGAAGAACCACAGGGUCAAGUGAGCAGACCCGGCCUUGGCUGGACUGGUUCUGCUGCUGCUGAGGGGGAAUGAAUAUUGGUGCUGUUAUAUACGACCAUUAUUCGCAACUUCUUUUUAGCUGGAAGACCAUGUGUUUCUGGCUAAUAAUAGCUGGUAAUGGUUAAAAAUCAGAGUUGUUUGAUACUGAAAAAAUCUUGUUAGUAAUAUCAGCAGAUGAUUUUUCUUGAAAAAAUAGUUGGUUCGUAACCUAGUGUUUGAUUUGUCUUUGUUAAGUGGGAUGUUACUUAUAAAAAAUUCGUUCAACUGGAUGAGAACUUAUCCUUGAAUUUUUGCAA
Molecule: messenger RNA, 1004 nt
Organism: Vigna unguiculata (cowpea)
Lineage: Eukaryota; Viridiplantae; Streptophyta; Magnoliopsida; Fabales; Fabaceae
Source: RefSeq, a predicted model, not a curated record